UUUUUGAUGCCAAACGACGCGGAAAAAUUCAAGGGCCCCAAAAAACCACACCCGGACGGAAAAUUCGCCCGGAAAAUGCGAGAAAAUUGCAAAAAACUUUCUUCCACCAUGAAGUUGGCUCAACUUCGUCACUUUUUCUCCUUUUGAGGUUAGAUUUUCUCUUUUUGAGGUUAGGUUAUUUAGUGCAAAAAUAUUUUUUUCAUCUUUGGAUUUUCGGGAAGUUCCCGAUUUUUGGGUAUUCCGGGACUUCCUGGCUGUACAGUUGUGCUCCAAGGGGGUGUGGAAGGACGUCUAAAGAAUAACUCACGUGUUUUAUGGGGUUUAUGUGAAGAAAGCAUCGUGAAAUUGUGAUUUCCUCCAAGGCUGGAAAAUUUAUUUAGAUGAAAUGAUUGAAUCUGUGAGAUCCCUGUGAAUCCCUGGCUUGAUUACUUAACGCCACCGUGUUCCUGGUCAUCCUUGGCUGUGUCCAAGACCCAUCGAGAGGCACUAUGCAAUACCAGAGGCUGUAGAAUAAGAAGAAAACGAAUUGUAAAAAAGUUGAGAAAAAUGGAUGAAGUUGUUUUUCGUGUGGAGCAAAAUUUGGAAGCACUCCAGGUACGAAUGGGAAUGGCAGCUGAGAGUGGAAUGAGAAUGGUACGACAGGCAUCGGAUGAGGGAAGAAAUAUGGCACUGAGGGCCCUUCAGGAUCCCUCAUUUGACGGUGUCCGGAAUUCCUUUCAGAGCAUCUGGACAAGUUGUCUUGAUUUUCUCAAUAGAAUACGCUACACUGCCCUUGAGCUGACAGAUCCACAAAUUUUCUACCAGCAACUUCAACUCUUCUUCCAGGAUGAGAUUUCCCGGAAUAAUGCCUUUUUUGUGUGCGUGGGACUCGGUCUGGGAACAGCUGGUGGAUUCUUCUUGGGUCUCUGGCUUGCACGGCCAUCCCUCUCAGCACCCGUCAUGAAGGCCAUCGCAUGCACUCACACCGGCUACCCAGACACAGUCUCCCUCACAAGGGUAUCCGUACCACAAAUGUUCUCCACCUCAGACAUCCUUAUUCGCAUCCGUGCUGCAUCCUUCCAUCGACUGGAUGAGAGAAUUUCCCACGGAUACGGACGUACCCUCCGUCGUAUGAUCUCCCCACAUCCCGAGAGUCCCCUCGUUCUCGGAAGAGCCGCCUCGGGGGUUGUAGAAGCCGUUGGGCAGGAUUGCCGUAGUGGCUUGGAGAUUGGUGAUGAGGUAUGGCUGGUGGCGCCAUGGUAUGCCCCUGGGGUGGCAUCAGAGAUGGCCAUUGUGCCCGAAAGUCGCGUUGGCCGGAAACCCUUCAUUACGGGCUUCGAGGGGGCCGCAAGUCUCCCCUAUAGUGGCUCCGUAGCCAUGGGGGCACUCAAGCAGGCCGAAUUGGGGGAAGACACGUGCGCCGGGAAGCGAAUCCUUGUCCAGGAUGGGUGCUCACCCGUUGGAUGUGUUCUCACGCAAUUAACGAAAAAAUGGGGCGCUACUGUGACUGCAACGUGCUACGUGCGUUCUGUUCCUGUGAUCCGGGCACUCGGAGCUGACGAUGUGAUCACCUUGCGUGGAGAAAGCCCUUCAGAUGGACUCUUCCUAUCGACGGAUUCGAGUCUUGUGGAGAAAUUCAACUUGAGUCAUGCCCUGGCCACGCGUGAGGUCAUCUUCGAUGUGAUUUUCUUCACCACACCCGUUACAUACGACAAGAAUUUCCUGUACAAAUAUCUCACAUCCGGUGGGAGGAUAAUUGACACGUACGAGGUGCCCCUCAUGACGGAUGAUUUUGGCUUCCUGGGACGUAUGGCUCUGUCGUGGUUUGUCACCUUACGACGUCUCGUUGGUUGGGUGCUGCGAAGUCCUCCGGAUUGGGGUGGACCCCAUUUGUGCCAUUUGACCCUUGACCAAUUGGCGGGGUAUGUAAAUGAGGGUCUCCUGCAGACUGUUGUUGAUCAAGUAUUCACCCCGGAAGAUGCUCAACGGGCCAUUGAGCAUAUUUGCAGUGAAAAAGCCAUUGGGAGUACCAUUGUUACGUUCCGGGAUGGCAAAUAAGAGAAAAGAUAGGAUGAAAAAAAUUCUCGAAAAAUUGUUCAAAAUAAAAAGUCAAUGCUGUACAGAAGAAAA
This is a messenger RNA of Lutzomyia longipalpis, 2109 nucleotides long. Its product is annotated as reticulon-4-interacting protein 1, mitochondrial-like. Gene Ontology annotation, molecular function: oxidoreductase activity. The coding region runs from base 547 to 2037 and encodes 496 amino acids. Gene Ontology annotation, cellular component: mitochondrion. The transcript is spliced from 5 exons. Lineage: Eukaryota; Metazoa; Arthropoda; Insecta; Diptera; Psychodidae. The record is from RefSeq and is a predicted model, not a curated record.